Bradysia coprophila is the source of this 651-nucleotide messenger RNA. Its product is annotated as peptidyl-prolyl cis-trans isomerase-like 3. Gene Ontology annotation, molecular function: peptidyl-prolyl cis-trans isomerase activity. Lineage: Eukaryota; Metazoa; Arthropoda; Insecta; Diptera; Sciaridae. The record is from RefSeq and is a predicted model, not a curated record. Gene Ontology annotation, cellular component: catalytic step 2 spliceosome. Gene Ontology annotation, biological process: protein folding; protein peptidyl-prolyl isomerization.
CCAACAAAUUGACUGUGUUAAGAAGAAUAUUGUAAAUAGUUUAAAUCUUGAAGUCUAUGAGUAAACGUUUGUUUACUUUCGGUAAAGAACCACUUAGAUUCAAUUAAGCAAACUGUUGGGUUUUAGUUGAUAUUAUGUCAGUAACACUGCACACAGACGUCGGCGACAUCAAAAUAGAACUAUUCUGUGACGAUUGUCCAAAGACGUGCGAAAAUUUUUUGGCGCUGUGCGCAAGUGACUAUUACAAUGGUUCGCUAUUCCAUCGGAACAUAAAAGGGUUUAUUGUCCAAACUGGAGAUCCAACCGGCACCGGAAAAGGAGGACAAUCAAUAUGGGGACGCAAGUUUGAAGAUGAAUUCAAGGAAACAUUGAAACAUCAUGAACGCGGCAUGGUGUCAAUGGCGAAUAAUGGACCGAAUACAAAUGCGAGUCAGUUCUUUAUCACGUACGCCGCACAGCCGCAUUUAGAUCUCAAAUAUACAUUGUUCGGACGAGUGAUUGAUGGUUUCGAUGCAAUAGAUGAAUUGGAAAAACUUACCGUAAAUCCAAAGACGUAUAAGCCACUUAUCGAGAAAAGGAUAACGUCGGUAACGAUUCAUGCAAAUCCACUUGCUGGAUAGGUCAAUAAAAAGUAAGCUCGUGAGUAAUGAA